This is a messenger RNA of Chara braunii, 909 nucleotides long. The record is from the annotation of a GenBank genome assembly. NCBI's taxonomy places the organism in Eukaryota, Viridiplantae, Streptophyta, Charophyceae, Charales, Characeae.
GCGACUCGGUUCACAUGACCCUCUCCCCUACAUGGGCCGCAGGAGCAACAAGAGGCGCCCUCCUGGAGGGGCGUAUUCGCCUCCGCCGUACAUCGUGGAUAGCCCUAGAUGGUCAGGUUCUUCGCUCAACGGCAUUAGAGGGAGGGAGUUCGGGCCGGUUGAUGGCGGGUCGGGCCGCCGCAGCGGCGGAUCUGUCGGAUCGAUGCCUCCGCCACCCGCACGGAGCAUGGAGGGCAGCACCGAUGCGACUACUGCCCGUGCGGCCGUUGCCGGUUCCCCGCCGCCUGUCGCAGGUGGUGUUGCCGGCGGAUGGGCAGCUCAUCGCCGGGUCUCGGACCGGAUGAGGGCGGAUUACGACGCCGGGAGGGGCACCUUCGCAGGACGUUUGUCACCUCAGUUUCAGGUUGCGGCCAGCAGCGAGGGUGGCUCCGGACGUCCGAGUGUUCACAUGGCAGGCCGCAUGCUCGGUUUGUCUCGAUCAGUGACGAAGAGAGUUUUGAUCCCACCGCCGAUUCCGGCCCGAGGGACAACUGAGGACAUGCAGCAGGUUCAGCACUACACAUCUGGCGAGGAGGGGUUGCUGAUGCGGAGUGGGUGUAGACGACAGAGCUCCAUCACGGAGGUUGAGGCUCGACUCGCAGCAGAGCUCGCCGUCAGCCAGGCUGCAUUGGACGCGAUUCACAGGCAGCGACAGACGAUUGCUGCAGCGGAGGCCGAGGACGAGGACACGGACACAGAGUCCGAGCCGAUCGACAUUGCAGUCCGCAGACAUAGAGCGGCCGUGUCCGCGGCAGCCGCGGUAGCACAGGCGGCAUACAUCAGCGGUGUGCAGGGCACAGGUGGUGGAGGGGCCUGAGAGGAGCGCGUGGUCGACAGUCCACCGGGAGAGGCCGCGGGCGUCCUUCCGGA